Messenger RNA from Pungitius pungitius (ninespine stickleback), 5208 nucleotides. It is a transcript of the gene mettl15, whose product is annotated as methyltransferase 15, mitochondrial 12S rRNA N4-cytidine. Gene Ontology annotation, biological process: rRNA base methylation. Bases 43 to 1266 code for a protein of 407 amino acids. Gene Ontology annotation, molecular function: rRNA (cytosine-N4-)-methyltransferase activity. NCBI's taxonomy places the organism in Eukaryota, Metazoa, Chordata, Actinopteri, Perciformes, Gasterosteidae. The record is from RefSeq and is a predicted model, not a curated record. The transcript is spliced from 10 exons.
GGGAUUGGAUGUGAGGUGCGCGUCAUUAGUGACGCGCCGGACAUGCUGCUGCUGCUGAAGGUGGAGUUCUGUUCUACAACGAUCAUUAAAGGAAUCAGUUUUUCAUCAGUGUGCUAUAACACAAUGUUAUGGAAAUCAAAUAUUUCUGUGUGGAGAGCAUGGAGGUCGUGGAAGUCAAGCCUGCACUCUUCUACAGCUUGUGCAUCUUCUGGUCCUGGUCCCCUUGACAGAUCUGAAGAACUGUCUUCUGCUUUAACCCCAAAACCUCCUCACACGCCUGUUAUGCUUAAAGAGGUGCUUCAUUACUUAGAUGUCCAGCCAGGUCAGGUGGUCCUGGACUUGACAUUUGGAGGUGGUGGUCAUACCAAAGCAAUACUGAAUAUGGUUCAUGACGUCACAGUCCUGGCCUUGGACCGAGAUCCUGCAGCCAUCUCUCUGGCCCUGCAGUUAGCCAAGGAACACUCUGGUCGAGUGAAACCAUUGCUUGGCCGAUUCAGUGAGCUUGAAGCCCUGCUGUCCAACAUGAACAUCCAGCCAGGCAGCAUUGAUGCUGUCCUGUUGGAUGCUGGCUGCUCCUCCAUGCAGAUGGAUCAGGCGCAGAGGGGCUUUGCCCUCAGUAAGGAUGGGCCCUUGGACAUGAGAAUGGAUGGAGAGAGGUACCCCGACAUGCCCUGUGCUGCUGACGUUGUGAAUACGUUAGAUCAACAGGCUCUUGCAUCCAUCCUCACUGCAUAUGGGGAAGAAAGACACGCCAGGAAAAUAGCUUCAGCCAUUGUGGAGGCACGCCGUGUCAACCCCAUCACCCAGACACAGCAGCUGGCCAGCGUGGUGGCAGGAUCCUUUCCUGCAGCUGUCGUCCAUGCACGUAAAGACAGACUCCAAAGACCUGCACACGUGGCCACUAAGACUUUCCAAGCUCUGCGUAUCUUUGUGAACGAUGAGCUGAACGAACUCCAUGCGGGGCUGCGUGCUGCCCGAUCGGCACUGACUCCCGGGGGACGACUCUGCGUGAUCACCUUUCAUUCGCUAGAAGACAGGCUGGUAAAACGUUUCCUCCAAGGGGAGGACUUGUCUAAUCUAGAUCAGUACCACUUCAGCCCGAGGAAGCAAGGCGCGGGGCGGAAGGACCUGGCGGAAGGAAAAAGAGAUGUCGGAAGCGUUGAUUGGCUUCCUCUGCGUAGAAAAGUGAUCACCCCAGAAAGGGACAACGUAAAAGACAAUCCUCGGGGACGCUCGGCCAAACUGAGGGCGGUGCUCAGACGUUAAUCAUGUGACGACAAUAAAGGCAGAAAAUGAAAUCUUCUUUCAUAAAAGUUUUAGAGUAACUUACGAUUACAAUUGUUACUCAAAGCGAGUUGAGUGGAGCGUGUAGAUACAGUUACACAAUAAAUCUCCAAUAACUCAUCUUCAGAUGCUAUUUUUGCUCCUCGUUACUCACAGAUUUUUACUAACGUGUUCCAGCGAAGACAAUUGAAUGUGGUAGGAUUCCAGUAAGGAUUCCAUCGGUGGUUGAUUGGGCCCCUUCACUGUGGGAGGUCAACCCUGGGUAAAAGAACAAAUGGAUUUCAACGCAAGGUGCCAUUGUUUCACAAAUGUACCACACGUCCGCCUUAGUUAUUAUAGAUAAAGACUUUUUUUUUAUUAGAAAAGUCGACUUUUGGUGGAAAAGGUGGAAAUUGGUAAAGUUUUUUUUUCACUUCAUGUUGGACAGAGUGAUAUGAUGAUGCUGUAUGACACUGCGUUGGAGUGAGGAAUCAAGACUUACCGAUGUGUGCCAUUAUAAUAAAUUGCACUGGCUUACAUUGCCAAUAUUUGAUGGCAGUGAUUAUUGUGUCUCAAUAUUUAAAAUUUAAAACCUUUUUCUCAUGGAUUUCUGAAUUUCUCCAUAACUUCCCUUGACGAGUUGCACAAGUGAAACCUCUGUACCAUAUGAAUCCGUAAUGCCACUAAAUACUGAAUGACGCAAGUGUCAUAGUGGUGCUGCAUGGUUGCUCUUGAGCAGGCUCUCACCUUCAACUGUAAGCAGAUGAGGUGUUUUGAUCUUUACUAUUUGGCUAAUUUUAAUGGCUCUAUCAAGAUCAUAAACACCUUCUCUCUUCUGUCUCAGUUUAGUGCAGUCUAAAUAUAUCCUUUGUGUUACCUUGGAAACUAAAUGUAACAUUUAACUGUUUAAAAUGAUGUUCUGUUUUAAUCUUGUACGAAAUGAUGCCAUAUUGUUGACAUCAGUGGAUGUGGAAUAUGUCAAUUUAAUCCUAUGGAAACUUUCCUUCUUUAAUUUGAGUCAAAUCAUUCUUAUCAUUUUUGGUACAAAAUUAUACUGCAACUUAAUUUACUACAUCAAUAUGGAAUUGUCUGUAUUGUCAGCACUUUUUAAAAUCUUCCUACCCCUGAAAGAGCUUCACCAGCACAUGCCAUCAAUAAUGCAUUCACACGCGGAUGACAAGAGCUACCAUACACAGUGCCACCUGAGGCACAUCAACAAGGACACCAGCAGAGCCGGGGAUGGAACCGCUGAUCCUGACUAUUACACCUGAGAUGGUCCUGCCUAAUACAAACCACAGGGAUCGUUUCACCACUCAUUUGUCCCUGUGUCCCUGAAGGUGUAACAGGAACAGUGGUAGCAGAUUGGCCUUGUCCUGGAGGAUAAAAGUCCUGCAGCUCGGGCUCCUCUCCUGCGCACAUGGUCCUGUGGCUGCCCGCUUGUAGGCUAUUUCGUUUUUUUCUUUCUCUUGCACGCGUAGCCAUGGUUACAUAACUUAUGUUACUGACUGACACGCCUCACAAAGGCCAGCGUGUUUUCUGUACCUUUGAUUUGCCACUACCCUAUGUGUCUUGGGAUGUAUAAUAAUCGUUACAAGUUCAUGUACGUGUUGAGUGUGUGUUAUCUGACAAGUUUCUGAAAACCAGAUCAGCGUCUACAAACUCCCACACAUACGUUACCUUCAGCAAGGAACUUCAAAUGAGAUUUGAGGGUUAAUAAUAUGUCCUCAUAACAGUAACAUCUUAAAAACAUUUUUGAUUUAAAGAGUCAGCGUCAGUUUAAUACUGAAGAAUCUGUGACAUAUCACUGGUUCUGCUGCAUGGAAUAGGAUGUUGUUUUUGGACGAAAUGUUAGUUUGGUGGACAUAAAAAUGUAAAAGCUACUAAAUGAAAAAUUCUGCAUUUAAAAAAAAAAAAAAAAAAAAUUGAGGCCACUCUCAACUUUUAUUUGACAUCUAACGUUACUGCUUACUAUUUAAAGAUGGCAACUAUUGCCACAAAGUCUUUAUUGAGUUUAUAAAACAGCCCCGAUCCUACAAAGAGAUUUGUUACCAUGGUUACAGAGUACACUUUAAUAAUACUUUUUCCACAUCAACAUGUAAAUACAUAGUUUAUUGCAGAACCUUUAUUUAACUUUCGACGAUGUUUUUAGGUUUUACUGUGUUUUAAUGGUUACUUUGGUAUUUUGGAUGCCUCAGAUAUUCAUUGUUUUAUUGUAAUAUUUUGGAAGUGUGCUUAUCUUCUUCAUGUAUGUUAAAUGUUGAAAAAAAUGAAUAUUUUAUUUAAUGGUAUAUUUGAGGCAAGAAAGGGGAAUGAUAUGGUAACCAGAUAAUGAGAUGUAAAUGCAGAAAAAUAUACUACACCUUUUUGCUUAAAUUUGUCUAAAAUUUUAAAACAACAAAUGUUUGUUUCUCAAUGAUGAGAAUAUCUGUGAUUAUAAAAUGUUAUCGACUGCAAAUACUCAAUCACCAUGGAAACAGUAACCUUGGUUAAUAGUAAAUGUACUGUAAGAUAAUGCUAUUAUUGUAGACUCUGAAAAAUCCCAAAAUAGACCUCCAGGUACACAGCUAAUAGCUAUUGUCGUUGAAUCACAUCUCCGAAAUGGCAUCAAGACCCAGUGAGCGUCAUCAAAAUGGCUGCAAACAAACAUGCGAGCGAUGAAUGUCCUCACUUGAAGCAGAUGUAGGAUGACAGAGCUCCUCUGGAUCAAUCCUCCUUAUUUGCUUUUCAGAAGACCUUCAACCAUCAUGGCACACAUUUGAAUGCAGGGAAUCCAAGCCAAAUUUGAAAAGCGUUGAUGGACACAAGGUGGAAGGCUGGAUGCAACACCUGUCCAGGUACCAAGUGUGGCUUCUUAAUGGGGCAGGACUCAUCUGGUGGCGGCACGGAUCUCUGCCUGUCUGACUGACAUCUCCAAGUGGAUGUCCGCUCACCACCUGAAGAUCAACCCCGACAAGACCGAACUACUUCUCUUCUCAGGACCUGACUGUUAACUUUGGCAACUCUGUGUUAACGUCCACACUGACUGCUAGGAACCUCGGCGUGACACUUGACUCGCAACUCUCCCUGACUUCCAACAUCACAGCGACAACACAAUCCUGUAGAUACACGCUCUACAACAUCCGAAGAAUACGACCCCUCUCACUCAGAAGGCGGCGCAGGUACUGAUUCAGGCUCUUGUCAUCUCCCGCCUUGAUUAUUGUAACUCUCUCCUGGCAGGUCUCCCUGCUACCGCCAUUCGACCUCUGCAGCUCAUCCAGAAUGCAGCAGCUCGACUUCCAACCUUCUGAAAUACUCCCACACCACACCACUUCUCCGUUCUCUUCACUGGUUACCAGUGGCUGCCCGCAUCCAGUUCAAAACAUUGGUUCUCACGUACCAUGCUGUGAAUGGAUCGGGUCCAGUCUACAUCCAGGACAUGGUGAAACCCUACAUCCCAACCCGCACACUCCACUCUGCAUCUGCCAAGCUGCUUGUUCCUCCCUCACUGAGAGAAAAGCACUCGGCGAGAUCACAACUCUUUGCUGUCCUGACUCCCAGAUGGUGGAAUGAGCUCUCUGAUGACAUCAGGACUGCAGAGAGCCUCUACAUCUUCCGCCGAAAACUAAAGGCACACCUCUUUAGACUCUACCUUGACUAAAACACUAGCAAACCGUAGCACUAACAAAUCGUAGCACUUAAAUUGUACUUAUAAAGGCACUUUUCUAUAACAUCUUUUGAAACUACUUAUUUGAUGAAAAUUGUACUUUCUUGUUACUUUCUUCUGAGUUUGUAUCUCUAUGUGGAAAUGCACUUAUUGUAAGUCGCUUUGGAUAAAAGCGUCAGCUAAAUGAAUGUAAUGUAAUGUUUUGUAAUGUUUCAAUUAUAUGUUUUAGAACAUAACAUAAUUAUUCAUAUUAUGUAUGCAGUGUCAUAACUACAUCUCUGACAUCAAACCAAAAAAUUGUU